Molecule: messenger RNA, 1737 nt
Organism: Mytilus trossulus (common blue mussel)
Lineage: Eukaryota; Metazoa; Mollusca; Bivalvia; Mytilida; Mytilidae
Product: furin-like protease kpc-1
Exons: 12
Coding region: 113-1603 (496 amino acids)
Biological process (GO): protein processing
Cellular component (GO): Golgi membrane; trans-Golgi network
Molecular function (GO): serine-type endopeptidase activity
Source: RefSeq, a predicted model, not a curated record
UGAAUUAUUCGGAGAAACGUACUAUAAGUUCUCAUUGGACGAGUCCAAAAUUUCAAAGCAGUUAGUAGAUGGUACGAUAGGACCGAAUGAGGAUGACAAUGAUAUACUGCACAUGACAAAUGAAAAGAAGGUCAAGUUUCUGGAUAUAGACAGGAAGGAAAUUGUAAUGACUUAUGCUGACACAGCUAAUCCAGACCCGGAGUUGACUGAUAUGUGGCAUUUAAACGGUGUAAUGCGAUACACACAUAGAAUUGAAGAGGCCUGGGCCUUAGGGUACACAGGAAAAGGUAUCAAAGUUGGUGUUAUAGAUACGUUGAUGCAAACAAAUCAUAUAGAUCUGACAAAUAUGGAUGAAUCAAGUUCAUAUGAUUAUUACAACGAUGACGACGACCCAAACCCGCCAGAUUCAACCUUGUAUCACGGAACAACGGUUGCGGGUGUGAUAGGUGCAACAAAGGGGAAUAACUAUUGUGCUGUUGGUGUUGCAUAUAAUACAACACUUGUAGCUAUUGGAUUAUUAGGCUCGAUCACUUCUACUUUAUCAGAUUCGCAAUUUGCCAGAUCCUUAUCACAUAUGUAUGAUACAAUUGACAUUUACUGUAAUAGUUAUGGCCCAAAAGGACAGUAUGGUUACUCAGUAUUAGGACCAAUGCGUCGAGCAGCAUUAGAAAACUCGGCAAGAUAUGGAAGACAAGGGAAAGGUAAUAUACACGUUUUUGCAGCCGGAAAUGAUGGCGGAAUUGCAACACCAAAUACAAAGGGCGUUCAUACCAUCAUUUAUACUAUCGGUAUACAAAGUGUUGGAUACGACUAUGUUACUCGGUAUGGAGAAAUAGGAUCAUCGAUAAUGGCCAGUGCUUAUGGAGAAAGCGCUUUUGACAGAUUUCUGACAUCAACUACUGUUAAUUCCGGUUGUAGAGAUGGUUUACAAGGUACCUCUUUUGCCGCUCCAAUUGCAGUAGGAAUUAUCGCACUGGCAUUAGAGGCAAACAAUGACCUCACCUGGAGAGAUGUCCAGCAUUUGAUAGUUAGAACUUCUAAACGAUAUGGAUUCAGGGAUAGAUUUGAAGUUAAGAACAGAUGGCAGCGUACUGGAGCAGGCUUAUGGGUUCAUCACAGAAUGGGAUUCGGUUUGAUGAAUGCUGAGGCUAUGGUUAAAAAAGCAAGAGAGUGGAAAACUGUACCAGAACAACUUACUUGGCAAUCACAAGUCAGCAGCCCGAACAUGAUUUUACAGGAAAGAUCAAAAGCCAGAAGCAGAAUGUAUGUCUCCCGUUACGAUUGUCCAAUCCGUUAUUUAGAACAUGUAAUGGCUACAGUGAGUUUUGAUUUCUCAUGCUGUAGGGGAGCAGUUGAGGUGUACCUGAUUUCUCCCAGUGGGACAAAAGUAGUUUUACUUCCUCAACGGAUCGCCGAUGCAUUAUUCACUGCCACUAUUUCAGAUACCUUUACUUGGACUUACAAAGUUGUUCAUUUAUGGGGAGAAAAUCCUAUAGGAAAGUGGAAAGUUUUCUUAAAACUAAACAGCAUGAUAGCUAGGGUGGAACUAAAGGAAUGGUAUCUUACUUUCUAUGGAACCUCAUCAAAUCCAUUGAGAGGAUGAAAACUUGUCUAUCAAGGUAAAACUAUCUUACUGUCUAUGGAACCUCAUCAAAUCCCAUGAAAGGAUAAAAUAGUUAUCAAAGAUAUCAGGAUUAUAAUUUAGUACGUCAGACGCGCGUUUCGUCUAUAUAAGAC